AUGUCUUACCAGACCCAAAUACUUCUCGUGCAGUGUUCUUAUCAUCAAGAUGACAAAUCUGCCACGUUACAGAGACCGUGUGGAUGCUCUUUCUGUCCUGCCAGGGUGGACUACGAGCGCAUCCGAGCCGUGGGCCCUGACAGGGCAGCCUCGGAGUGGCUGCUGCGCUGCGGGGCCCUGGUGCGCUACCAGGGCUACCAGAAAUGGCAGCAGGACUACAGUGGUCUCCCCACGGGGCCCCUGGGGAAGUACAAGAUAGAGGCAAUUAAUGCCACCGACUCGUGCAUCAUGUACAGAGGAUUCGACUACCUGGAUGGUCUCGAACAUGUCACAGAAAUCAAGCUGCAGAAGUGUAUUUACAUACAGGAUGAGUGUCUGCAGAGGCUCAGCGAGACCAAGAAUCUCCAGAAGAGUCUCCUCCAGCUGCAGAUCAUUUCCUGUGGGAAUGUCACAGAUAAAGGCAUCAUAGCGCUUCACAAGCUGACGAACCUUGAAUAUCUGUAUCUGAGUGACCUUCCUGGAGUAAAACAGAAAGAAACUACUGUUCACGUCCUUCAGCAGGCACUGCCAAACCUAGAGCUGGAGCUGGAUUUAGAAUAAACACAAUUGCACAUAACUAAGGUGUAUUUGAUUUCACAGUAUUUAUCAUGUUUCAUAAAUGAAGUUGCAGAUGCUGCUGUGUUUCCAGGUAUGGAAUUAAGCCCCAAUCUCCCAAUGUAGCC
Chaetura pelagica (chimney swift) is the source of this 722-nucleotide messenger RNA. It is a transcript of the gene DMAC2L, whose product is annotated as ATP synthase, H+ transporting, mitochondrial Fo complex, subunit s (factor B). NCBI's taxonomy places the organism in Eukaryota, Metazoa, Chordata, Aves, Apodiformes, Apodidae. Bases 1 to 600 code for a protein of 199 amino acids. The record is from RefSeq and is a predicted model, not a curated record. The transcript is spliced from 3 exons.